AUGGACGCCGAAAACCAGCAACAGAAAAGCCAGGCUCCUCAAACCCAAUCGGAGCCUGAAAGUGCCAUCUCUCAGCAACCUCUUCGAAAAGACGUCGAAUUACCUGAUAAUGUGCUGAACUCCCUCUUUCACAGGCUGCCCGUGAAUCAAUGGAUGCCAGCGGCGUCAGCAACCGAGUCGGUCUCCGAGGCGGUGGUGAAGGCGAGGACAUUUGCUGUGGUGCGCCGGAUUUUUGUGCUUCGAAUGCUGCAAGGAUUGCUGCUAGAGGGGGUCACAACACCACAGAAGCAGUCGGACUGCGGACCAAUGCGUGUCUACGAGCGCGAUGAGUACACGGGAGACUGA
Fonsecaea pedrosoi CBS 271.37 is the source of this 345-nucleotide messenger RNA. RefSeq lists its product as uncharacterized. The coding region runs from base 1 to 345 and encodes 114 amino acids. The record is from RefSeq and is a predicted model, not a curated record. The transcript is spliced from 3 exons. NCBI's taxonomy places the organism in Eukaryota, Fungi, Ascomycota, Eurotiomycetes, Chaetothyriales, Herpotrichiellaceae.